AUGUCUGACAUGGAGGAAGAUGCGGUCUUGUCAGACGUGGAUGGAGAUGAAGAGACCAAAGAGGUGACAGACGAAGACAAGGUACAAGUUUGCCAACUCACCUCAGAAACUAUAGGCCAGGGGCUGUCGCUGCUGUGCCGGACAGCAAAUAGAUUAGCACAUGCUUUUGUAAAACUGGACCUGAAAGACAAAGGGUUGAAUGACAUAGCGGCGAUCAGCAGUUAUAUCCACAUACGUUUUCUGGAUUUAUCCAACAACCUCCUCACUGAUCUUUCUCCUCUGUCCUCGUUAACCCAUCUGCUGUGGCUGAAGGUUGACAAUAAUGCUGUGUCAUGCUUCAAAGGGCAACCUUUUACUCAGCUGACAUACCUCCAGUGGCUGAGUAUCGCGGCCAACCGGCUGACGGGCCUAGAUAACUUUGUUGGGUCUGCUUUAGAGAGCCUUAAUCUUACAGGGAAUGGUAUUCAGGACAUGACUGGAUUUCAGAGUGUCUGUUUUACAAACCUGGUGACUCUUGAAUUGAGAGGAAACCACUUGACCACCACUGCUGGCAUUGAUCUCCCAAAUUUGAAGCGACUGUAUCUGGCCCAAAAUGCCAUCAAACACCUUGAGGGGCUGGAGAAGCUGGAGUGCCUCAACAUCCUUCACCUUCGCGACAACCAGGUUGAGUCUCUGGAUGGCCUCAGUCAAAACAUGAAGUGUCUCCAGUACCUGAAUGUCAGAGGGAACUUGAUUGCAGAUGAGGCUGCCCUGCGAUGUCUUGGCCUUGUGUCCAAAACUUUGCGGGCUUUAGUCCUUUCUGACAACCCGCUGGUGGACUCACCAGACUACCGUCUGAGUGUACUGAUGGUUUCCCCACUGCUCCAGCGACUUGACAAAGACCCUGUCUCCUCUGAAGAGAGGGAUGAAGCUCAGCAGAGGAUCAGGGAACUCAAGGAAGAGGAAAUGCCUGAAGCGGAGAACUAGCAAUGAUGGUGAAAAUGAGGAAGUGUCAGAC
Salarias fasciatus (jewelled blenny) is the source of this 997-nucleotide messenger RNA. It is a transcript of the gene lrrc23, whose product is annotated as leucine rich repeat containing 23. The coding region runs from base 1 to 966 and encodes 321 amino acids. The record is from RefSeq and is a predicted model, not a curated record. The transcript has 8 exons. Gene Ontology annotation, molecular function: protein binding. NCBI's taxonomy places the organism in Eukaryota, Metazoa, Chordata, Actinopteri, Blenniiformes, Blenniidae.